This is a messenger RNA of Pseudozyma hubeiensis SY62, 603 nucleotides long. RefSeq lists its product as hypothetical. Lineage: Eukaryota; Fungi; Basidiomycota; Ustilaginomycetes; Ustilaginales; Ustilaginaceae. The transcript has 4 exons. The coding region runs from base 1 to 603 and encodes 200 amino acids. The record is from RefSeq and is a predicted model, not a curated record.
AUGGCUGCGAGACGCCGCUGCUGCAUUGGAGAGAUCAUGCUGUGGUUCGCCUUCCUUGAGCCUCCGAAUCAUCAUUGUGCAGACGAGAAGCAAGAUGAGAAGACGCCAGGUUAUUUUGAGAAGGGGAAGAAGAUGUGCAUCGACAAGGAGCUCUCCAGGUACCCCGCUCUGAAGAAGUUCGAGCAGACCGUGCCCAUCCCUAAGGCCUACGCCGCUAUCGGCGCUUUCGGUAUCUUCACUCUCUUUGUCUUCUUCAACAUCGCCGCUGGCUUCUUGACCAACCUGAUCGGCUUCUUCAUCCCCGCUUACUUCUCGCUCAAGGCACUCGAGAGCCCCCAGCCCCAGGAUGACAUCCAGUGGCUCACCUACUGGGUCGUGUUCGGCAUGUUCACCUUCCUCGAGACCUUCUCCUCCAUCGUCCUCUACUACGUGCCCUGGUACUACACCAUCAAGACGCUCGCCAUCGUGUGGCUCAUGCUUCCCCAGACCCAGGGUGCCAAGAUGGUCUACAGCAAGGUCAUCCGCCCCGCUUUCCUGACCACCCAGAAGACCGUCCACCAGGCCAAUGCGAGCACCCCUGCCGCCCCCGCCGAGACCCACUAA